AUGCCGGCUCACCGCACCCACCAGCGCUGCUGGAGCAGCCUCCCCAGCCCCAGUGUUCGUGAGGCUGCCUCCAUGUAUAGUACAGCUGUGGCCAUCUUCCUGGUCAUCCUGGUGGCUGCACUGCAGAGCUCCGAGCCUCCGGAACACCCCUUCCCCUACCACAUCCCCCUGGACCCCGAAGGGAUCCUAGAGCUCUCGUGGAACAUCAGCUACGACCAGGAGAUCAUCCACUUCCAGCUCGAGGUGCGAGGGCCGAGGGCUGGGGUUCUGUUUGGAAUGUCAGACCGAGGCGAGAUGGAGAAUGCUGACCUCAUCAUCCUCUGGACUGACGGCAACAGAUCCUACUUCGCGGAUGCCUGGAGUGACCAGAAGGGGCAGCUCCAUCUGGAUGCCCAGCAGGACUACCAGCUGCUCCAGGUGAAGAGAACUCCUGACGGCCUAUCCUUGCUCUUCAAGAGACCCUUUGUCACCUGUGACCCCAAGGAUUACUUCAUUGAGGAUGACACUGUCCACCUCGUGUAUGGGAUCCUGGAGGGGCCAUUCCAGUCGCUGGAGGCCAUCAACACCUCAGGCCUGUAUACGGGAUUGCAGCGCGUGCAACUUCUAAGGACUGAGGUCCCCACUCCAGACAUGCCUGCGGAUGUACAGACCAUGGAGAUCCGGACCGCGAACGUUGUCAUCCCUGACAAUGAGACCACAUACUGGUGCUAUGUCACUAAGCUGCCCCCAAACUUCUCUCGACACCACAUCAUCAUGUAUGAGGCCAUUGUCACCGAGGGCAAUGAGGCCCUGGUGCACCACAUGGAAGUCUUCCAAUGUGCAUCUGAGUUUGAGACCAUCCCCAGCUACAACGCACCCUGUGACUCCAAAAUGAAGCCUAAUCAACUCAAUUACUGUCGCCACGUGCUGGCCGCGUGGGCCCUGGGGGCCAAGGCAUUUUACUACCCAGAGGAAGCUGGUGUCGCCUUUGGGGGCCCGAACUCUUCCCCGUAUCUCCGACUGGAGGUUCACUAUCACAAUCCAAGGCACAUACACGGCCGGCAUGACUCCUCUGGCAUCCGCCUAUACUACACAGCCACUCUCCGGAAAUACAAUGCAGGCAUCAUGGAGCUGGGCCUGGUGUACACGCCCGUGAUGGCCAUCCCUCCUCAGGAGACUGCGUUUGUCUUGACUGGCUACUGCACAGAUGAGUGCACCAGGGUGGCGCUGCCGAACACUGGAAUCCACAUCUUCGCCUCACAGCUCCAUACACACCUGACCGGCAGGAAGGUGAUCACUGUGCUCGCCCGGGGUGGCCAAGAGAGUGAGAUCGUGAACAGAGACAACCACUACAGCCCCUUCUUCCAGGAUAUCAGAAUGCUGAAGAAGGUUGUGUCUGUCUUGCCGGGGGACGUACUCAUCACUUCUUGCACAUACAACACGGAAGGCAGGAAGCUGGCCACCGUGGGGGGGUUUGGAAUCUUGGAGGAGAUGUGAGUCAACUAUGUACAUUACUACCCCCAGACAGACCUGGAGCUCUGCAAGAGUGCCAUCAACGAACGCUACCUCCAGAAAUACUUCGACCAGGUGAACAGUUUCAGCAAUGGGGAGGUCUGCACCUGCCCUCAGGCCUCUGUCCCCGAGCGGUUCAGCUCCGUGCCCUGGAACUCUUACAACCGCAAAAUGCUCAAGGCGCUGUACAGCUUUGCCCCCAUCUCCAUGCACUGCAACAAGACCUCAGCUCUCAGCUUCCAGGGUGAGUGGAAUCUGAAGCCUCUGCCUGAAAUCACAAGCACACUGAAAGAACCCACCCCGAACUGCCCCACCCACCAAGCUGUGAGCUGCACUAACUCCACCACGGUCAGCAUCCACUGGGGCAGAGACUAAGAAGGGGCUUGUUCUUCAGACCCUCCUCAUGAUGUCCCUGUGGGCUCACACCAGUUCUGUGUACCCCCUUUUGAAGACUCCCCUUCAUAGAAUAGUGCCGUACGCCUAGGAGGAAGGGGCAUGUCACCCUGGAGACACCUACGUGACUGAGACCAUCCCAUGAAGUCUAACUGGGCAGAACAAACCUGGCCACACCAGGGCUGUCUCCGUGUAGAGAUGACUUGCUAUGGGGGUCCAGAUUCAGCACUGCAGACCUACCUUGCCUCAAGAACAGCCUUGCCAGGCUGGGUGCAGACUCCCUAAGCCCCCAGUCCCCACCCUGUUGGUCCUCCAAUGGUGACUUGUGUUGGUGUUUACCAUGACAGCCCCGUUUAAACAACUCUUUGCCGAGUGGCUCAUGUUUCCCAGUGGGUGGCUUCCCUGCGACAAGACAGGACAAGGCAUUUAGCUAGUUAGAGACUCACCAGGGGAGCUCACUUCAUGGCAGAGUAAAUAGAUAUUUUCGCCCACCUAGAGGGAAGCCCCAACAAGUAGUUCCAACACGGAGAGCCGAGAUGGCUAAAGCCAGGCUCUGUGGAGGUUAGAGCCGGUUGCUUCUGCUGGUCACAGAUCAGGUUCUGGAACAGGUGGCUGAAAGUUUGGCUUAACCCUUUAAUGAAGGAGUGACUCAGUCUUCUAGUCUGUAAAAUGGGACUCACCCUCACCCAGCACUAACUGUGGACACACAGGAAGGGCUGAUGCUCCCUCCCCUAUGCUGAACCUUUCUGAGCCCCGUGGUGUCACACCCAUUGCCCUGCGUGACCGAGGCCUGCUUUUGUAAUUCUAGUCACGCCACCCGCCCUGAAUCCUUCUCUUUCUCAUCUCCCAUUUAAGGGCCAGCUCAGCUCUUUGAUGGCUUUGGAAGGGAGAAGGAGACUGGGCUCUUUUCAGCUAUUUCAGCAAAACGCAGGCCAGGUUCCCCAGGCAGGGAAGGUGAUGGAUGAGCUUUGUGUCCCCCCACUGCCACAGGCAUCAGCUAAGUGCUGCCUUCCCCUUCAGCGAGGCACUUUCUUACUGCAGAGCGAAGGUGCCCAGACUC
This is a messenger RNA of Alexandromys fortis (reed vole), 2944 nucleotides long. RefSeq names its product dopamine beta-hydroxylase (gene Dbh). Gene Ontology annotation, cellular component: secretory granule membrane. Gene Ontology annotation, molecular function: dopamine beta-monooxygenase activity; copper ion binding. The transcript has 12 exons. Lineage: Eukaryota; Metazoa; Chordata; Mammalia; Rodentia; Cricetidae. The record is from RefSeq and is a predicted model, not a curated record. Gene Ontology annotation, biological process: octopamine biosynthetic process; norepinephrine biosynthetic process; dopamine catabolic process.